UUGGAUUGGCUUUUCUGGACAACGCAGUAAUCGUCAAAUAGGCAAAUAGGCAUCGUCGUGUACAAAGCAAUUACGAAUUAAUUCCCCCCACAAAAAAGGAGAAAAAUCUAUCAAAACAUUAGAAGGAUAAAAAUCGAAUUCCGCUGUAGUUUAAACUAUUUUUAGCUGUCACGAGAAAGUGCACAUUCGUAAUGUUUUGUUUUUCGUCAGAGCCCAAUCAAAUCGAUGGCUAUCCCAAUGGAAGACGGACAUUCUCCACAGCCAGGUUCAGGGUACACUUUAUCCGAAGCGGGUAAACCUAUUACACAAGCAACUUCUGAUGCAACAGGUGCCAAUGCAGAUGGACUCACUACACAGCUGUUAAAUGCAGGUACCAUCAUGGAAUACCGUGCACUGAAAUACAAGAUGAUGUGUAAGGUCUGCCUUCGUCCGGAUUGCAUUGCCCGCGUGGUCUUUGCCCCUUGCGGACACAUGGUCAUGUGCAAGCAGUGCGCCAGCACACACCUGAUGGCGUCGUCGGUCUGUCCACAGUCUGGGUGCGGUCAACAUAUACACUAUUACAUCAUUGCCACGUACCAUGAUGGUCGCAUGCGUUUCAGUAACUAGGCCACAAGGUAACAACCACUUAACAUUUAAUACUUGGACUGGGCAGUUCUGCUCUUGGUGCUUCUCACCGGCGUGACAGUAAAUAAAAUUCGGGGGUCCCAGAUAUGACCUGGAAUUUGAAAUGGUACCACGCCAUUAUGUGUCAAACGAGUAUGCCAAAAUCUUAAGGUUUUUGAAUACGCCACAGCAAAAUAAGAUUCAGGAGAUGUUGAAGCAAAGAAGGCUGAGCUUAUGGUGACUUUCCUGCUUACGUGAUUUUGCAUGCUGUCACGCAUUUGAUAUUGUAAUUUAGCUUUUCGUCUGUCGUGGUCUGAGUUUAUACAUAAAUGUGCAUUGUUUUACCGUGCACAUUUUUCUCGUACAAAUCCAGAAACACACUGCCAAUUGGAGUUCUUUUCUGUUAUGCUAACUGUUUCGUUAACAUUUUUUAUUCAUACGUCAAUAAGUGUGUAAAGACACAAAGUUUCUUUCUCUAAGUUGAAACCUACAUGAUAUGGCGAGCAUGUACUGUUUCGGGGAAGGCACCCAUGCGUUUCUACAGAAGCAAAAAGCUGAAUAUGACCUUGCAAAGGCCAUGCUGUUUAUUGAAGAGAACCAAGACUUCUCUCAGCUCCAUUAGACUUGAAAACCUGUCACUAUACAAGUUUUGCUUAUAUUUUUCAGUCACGUAGCACUCAUCAUGUUACAUUUCUCUAUACACAAACUUUUGAUGUGUAUUUCUAAACUUGAUUUUCGCCGUGUAUUGUAAUUUAAAUUUACAUGCAAACUGUAUCUCAAAUAUACAUUUUGCUUGGCUUCAGUUUAAUUUUCAGGAUUGUUGCCAUAUUGUACAUAUACAGGUACACUACUACAAGUAAAUAUACUGCCUACCACAUCGGUAAUGUACACAGUCUGUGUCGCUGGUAGUGGAGAGUUGGUCGAUGUCACACGCAAGACCCCAAAAAUUACCUUCGGAGCACAUACAUGUACAUGUAUUGAUAGUUUUAGUGGAAGUUAAUCAUUUCGUUGGUCCAGAAGAUCUGAAAGCACUGAAUUUCUUUUGUUUCAAAAGCGGUUUAAUUAAUUCAUGUAAAGGUGAAAGGCUGUUUUUUUUAUCUAAUUUACCAUAUAAUUAUAUUGCACGAAUUUUCAAAUAAUUUAUUAGGGAUAAUUUGCUCUUCAUUUUCGUAGAAACUUUUCCGCAUAUUAGUUGUAGAAGAUGUUGUGUCAGAUGGAAGAAACAUACACGCACAUUAUGGCUAGUACCAAGUCGCUUGCCACAAGAAAAUCUUGCCCUUUUCCUGUUUCGAAAAACAAAACGGGAAACAGCUGACUUGGGCGUAGAACCCUUUGUUUCGACAGGUGUCUUCUUGAGGGCGCGCUCCAUAAUUCACACUCGGUGUAACCUCUUAUAUUACACAAGAAACGCAGGUGUAACACACUGAUGACAAACUUGGCCCGCGGAAAAAGCUC
Acanthaster planci (crown-of-thorns starfish) is the source of this 2058-nucleotide messenger RNA. Its product is annotated as baculoviral IAP repeat-containing protein 8-like. NCBI's taxonomy places the organism in Eukaryota, Metazoa, Echinodermata, Asteroidea, Valvatida, Acanthasteridae. The record is from RefSeq and is a predicted model, not a curated record.